AUGGAAAGUCAUGUCAAGGAGGCAGGAAGACGCGAGCUUGGGAUCGGGAAGGCUCCGGCCAUCGGGAAACCGUCCAGCGACUUUAACGCUGACAUUCAGAAGUUCCUUAUUGUCCUCGGGUGUCUGGUGUUAGCGAUCCUUACAACGUUCAAAGAAUAUGAAGAUAUUUCAGGAGACUGGCUCCUUCUUAUAGAACGAUUCGCCCUCGUCAUCUUCGGAGCAGAAUUUGCGCUCAGGAUUUGGGCCGCCGGUUGCUGCUGUCGCUAUAAAGGCUGGAGGGGGCGGCUGAAGUUUGCCAGAAAACCUCUCUGUAUGCUGGAUAUCUUCGUCCUGGUCGCCUCUAUUCCUGUGGUAGCUGUUGGGAAAAAUCAGGGAAAUGUGUUGGCCACAUCUCUUCGGAGUUUGCGUUUCCUACAGAUUCUGCGGAUGCUGCGAAUGGACAGGAGAGGGGGGACGUGGAAGCUCCUGGGGUCUGCCAUCUGUUCACACAGUAAGGAGCUCAUCACUGCCUGGUACAUUGGGUUCCUGACGCUGAUUCUCUCAUCAUUCCUCGUCUACUUGGUGGAAAAAGACGACCACGAGCUAAACGAGAAGGGGGAGAAGAUAGAAGAUUUUGAAACGUACGCUGACGCCCUCUGGUGGGGACUGAUCACCCUUGCAACCAUUGGCUACGGAGACAAGACCCCAAAGACCUGGGAAGGACGCUUAAUUGCAGCCACGUUCUCCUUGAUUGGUGUCUCAUUUUUUGCACUUCCUGCUGGGAUCCUUGGAUCUGGACUCGCUCUUAAGGUUCAGGAACAACAUCGACAGAAACAUUUUGAAAAGAGAAGGAAACCGGCAGCAGAGCUCAUCCAGAGCGCGUGGAGAUUUUAUGCCACUAACCUGAGCAGAAUUGACCUGACCGCCACCUGGAAGUACUAUGAGUCAAUUGUGCAGUUUCCAUAUUUCAGGAAAGAACCAUUGGAUGGCGCCCCUAGUCAAAGGUGGAGCCUGCUGGAUCGAGUACGGUUGUCCAACCCACGCGGAAACAGCCCAAAAGCAAAAACAUUUUCCCCAUUGAACCUCGAUGGUGUAGAAGAGAGUCCCUCAAAAGAGCCAAAAAACAUUGCCCUGAGUAAUAAGGAGCGAUUCCGCACCGCAUUGAGGAUGAAAGCUUACGCAUUUUGGCAAAGCUCAGAAGAUGCUGGAACAGCUGGAGAUCCAAUGGCUGAAGCUGGUUACAGUAAUGAGUUCCUGGUAGAAGAUUUAAUCCCUACGAUAAAAGUGGCUAUCCAUGCUUCUAGAAUACUACAAUUCCUUUUACGUAAAAAAAAAUUUAAGGAGACGCUGAGGCCUUAUGAUGUCAAAGACGUUAUAGAGCAAUAUUCUGCAGGCCAUUUGGACAUGCUGGCCAGGAUUAAAUAUCUCCAGUCAAGAAUAGACAUGGUCUUUGCUCCAGGUCCCCUUUCUACACCCAAACAUAAGAAGUCCCAGAAAGGACUGGGUGGUCCAGGAGGAUACGGCUAUCCAUCCCAACAGUCUCCAAGGCAUGAUCCCUAUGGGUCCAAAGCUUCAGAUUUUGAAGACCAAAGCAUGAUGGGAAAAUUUGUGAAAGUAGAAAGACAGGUCCAGGAUAUGGAAAAGAAAUUAGACUUUUUGGUUGAUAUGCAUAUGCAGCAUAUGGACCAGCUACAGGUCCAGGUAACGGAGUACUACCCACUUAGAGAGUCCCAAGUAGAAGAAGAGGGAGAAGAGAGCAGAUAUUCAGAACUUGGUAGGGUCGUUUAUAACUAUACAGAAUCCUGCACCCAUGGAAAUCCCUACAACAUGCAUCAAGUUUCUUUUAAUAAAUUGGAUCAGUAUGGGUUCUUCGAGAACUACCCUGUGGAAUUUACCGCACCCAUGCCUUUUAAUGGUGACCACUGUUCCAGAAGGAGCAUGACCUCCUCGCCCAAUUAUACAGAAAGGCCAACAGAUUUACCUAUUCAGACUUUGAUAGACACUCGGGUCGACUAUCGUCAUGAAAGAGAGAUCUCAAGCCCGUAUGCCGAGAGGGUCUCCCCUAUACAUAGAAGAAGUUUUACAAGAGAUAGCGACACUCCCCUGUCUCUUCUCUCGGUCAACCACGAUGAACUUCAGAGGUCUCCUAGUGGUUUCAGUAUUUCCCAAGAAAAAGAAGACUUUAAUUUUGGCCCCAAUGGCUCCACGUGGAUGAGAGAUAAACGUUACUUAGCGGAAGGUGAAACGGAUACAGAUACGGACCCGUUCACACCUAGUGGCCCCAUGACCUUGUCGUCAACGGGAGACGGUUUUUCAGAUUCGGCAUGGACACCUUCGAAACCUGUAUAAAAUCCACGUGGCCCGGGAGGACACUGACCUUCCCUUUUCGUACGACGUACUACAUCUUUGUAUAAGUCACUAUACACUUUCCAAAGCUGAAUCGUUGAGAAGAGGAAGAACACCAUCAAUGGCUAAAUAUGAUGCAUGUUUAACUUUGUAGCCAUGGCAUCAUCUCACAUAAAAUUCUGUCACUUUUCUUUUGUUUCUCUUCACGACAAAUGAGACAGCCUUUAGAUUCCGGCAUGACUUGCAUGUGUUUACAUGAUAUAAGUGUAAAAAAAAAAUAAUCUAUUUUAUAUUUUGUAAUGAUAUGGCACAUACCUAACCCAUGGGUGAUCUAUGCAGAAGGAAACUCAGAUGUGAGCGUUCAUUUUCCAUCCCUAGCGCAGGAUUUUUUUUUCCAUUGUGCUGCACAGUGUUCAUUAGGACUUUAGGUCUUUUUUUUUUUCAUAGUGGUUGUAGUACUUAGACUUCUUUAACUUAUUGGCUUCAUGCGCCCUCUUGCAACUUUGAUCUAACACAUUGCUUUAUGAUGUUUCUCAAUUCUGUACUUUUUUUUUUUUAACACGGCCUGAUUUUUUCCGCUGUAUAGAGCUAGUCAGACUCAUCUGUUACUCUCUACUGUUUACAAGGUAACGCCUAUGUGCGGGCUACACUGACAUUGAUCUGCAGGUGAGCUGUAUACUCAUAAUGGUAGGAUUUUUAAAAAAUCAAACCGAUUUACAACGUUUUUUCUUUUUUAUAUAUUUUAGAGCAAUUAUUGCAAAAGUUCACAUACCCACAAAUUGUAGUAAAUUUGUAAUAAAGACAUGCAGAAUAAAGGGAAAUAUGGAGCAGUGUGCACAUGCGUGCACUGAUAAAUUAGCCAAUAAUCUGGAGCAAUCAGGCCGAUAAUUAUAAUCGAGCUCAUCAGUUAUCAAACAUGCAGGUAUUUUUACAAACAGCCACAGCAAACGUUGUAUAAGCCAUAUCUUCGAACCACCCCGUCGUUUUUAAGAACGGUCCCAGUUCUUGGAGAGGGUGAAGCUUUACUUCAGGCCAUUUUCAAAGUCUCAGCUAGGGGGCGAUAUAAGUCAAUAUCAGAAAGAGAGCUCCUUUAUUACUUUUUAGAUUCCUCAUCACCAUUCCAAUAUACCAAAAAAAAAAAAGCACUAGACCACACAUAGAUCUAUAUUUCUUUUAUUUAACCUGUAAUGGAUUGAUAAGCCCAUUGAAAUUUAUUUUAAAAUGAUAUAUAAUUAGAGAAGUUCUAAUUUAUAUUCAGAAUUUUUAUUUUAUUUUAUAUAUUUUCAUUGAGGUCUGAAGUUUACAAAAGUCCUAUUAAAGGGGAAGUUUAAUUUUGUGUGUUACAGGACUGGCCAAUUUAAUGUCAUUGUCUUAGUAGAUGCAGAUAGAGCAGGCGGCCUCUAACAGCUGACACCUGCCGAUUUGUAAACAAUUGUUUGGCAGCGCCAUCUGUUGGCAGAAACUGAAAAAUGCAGCAAAAACGAAAUGACGUUUGCAAGGUGCAGUUGACCAGCUUCAGCUGUUUGCCUCUUUUUGUUAGCGUGACUAUGUGGUGGAUUACUCCAGUUUAGGAACCGUAGAUCUCACUACGGUAUUGAAUUCUUCAAUGGAUGUUUAAUGAUUCUAUAGAAAAAUUAAACACCGCCUACAGGUUGUAACUGGUAUUACAAAGUAGCACAUGCCAUUCAAUAAUGGUGUGGCAGAGAAAGCUACCUCUCUAGUGCCACCUAUAGGUGACUAUCCUGUAAAUCAAUGUUCAGUCCCUUAAAGUGGUACUCCAAGAUUUAACCCUAGGAUAAGUCAUCAAUAUCAGAUUGGCACCCAGCACCCUUGUUAAUCAGCUGUUAGGGAGCAGGUGCGGCUCCGAAACUACACAGCUCCAUCCAGUGGAUGGAGCUGGUAACUGCAGUGUUGCUCCCAGUCACUCCAAUGGAAGAAGAACAUUGGUAACCAUCUCUGCCCACAAUGGACGGAGCUGUGUCGUUCUAGGAAAUAUUUCUGGCACUGGACCUACUGAUCAUGGGGGUAGGGGGUGUCGGGUCCCUACCGAUCUGGUAUUGAUGAGCUAUCCUUGGCAUAGGUCAUCAAUUGCUGGAUCUUGGAGAAUUUGUAAUUAUUUGUAAAAAAAACUUUCCUGGGGUGGAUGUAUUGAAGAUACACUUCCGUCCCUUAUAGUCUGCAUAGACAGUGCAGUGAGGUGUGUGCACUUUAUGACAGGUGCAAUGGAUGGGAGUUAACUGAAAUGUAGUGGAUUAUUACAAUUUCCAGUGGGUAAUGGAAUA
This is a messenger RNA of Bufo gargarizans (Asiatic toad), 4607 nucleotides long. RefSeq names its product potassium voltage-gated channel subfamily Q member 3 (gene KCNQ3). The transcript is spliced from 15 exons. The coding region runs from base 1 to 2328 and encodes 775 amino acids. Gene Ontology annotation, molecular function: voltage-gated potassium channel activity. NCBI's taxonomy places the organism in Eukaryota, Metazoa, Chordata, Amphibia, Anura, Bufonidae. Gene Ontology annotation, cellular component: membrane. The record is from RefSeq and is a predicted model, not a curated record. Gene Ontology annotation, biological process: potassium ion transport; transmembrane transport.